GGACUUUCCUUCUCAUCCGGGCCAGCGUUGCCAGCCCCGUGUUUCCUGCGCUAAUGGCUGACCGCAUUUGAGGGAACAGGUAGAGCUGCAGAUAAACAGGUGCUCAUUGUCAAGGACAAUUCUUGGAACUUGAAUUUUUCCACAUCACACAAUGUCGAAGUUAAAAAGUUCUGAAUCAGUGAAGGUGGUUGUGCGAUGCAGGCCAAUGAAUGAGAAGGAAGUUUCAGGUGGCUACGAAAGAAUUGUUCACAUAGAUGUAAAACUGGGUCAGAUUGUAGUGAAAAAUCCCAAAAGCAGUCCAAGUGAAUUACCUAAGACGUUUACAUUUGAUGCUGUGUAUGAUCACAAUUCUAAACAAGUAGAAUUGUAUGAUGAGACUUUUCGACCUCUUGUGGAAUCAGUUCUGUUGGGUUUCAACGGGACAAUUUUUGCUUAUGGACAAACAGGAACUGGGAAAACUUAUACCAUGGAGGGAAUCCGUUCAGAUCCAGAAAGAAGAGGUGUUAUCCCAAAUUCCUUUGAACACAUAUUCACACAUAUAUCUCGUUCACAAAAUCAGCAGUAUUUGGUUAGGGCAUCAUAUUUGGAGAUUUACCAGGAGGAAAUAAAAGAUUUGCUAGCAAAAGAUCAAACUAAGAGACUGGAGCUUAAGGAAAGACCAGACACAGGUGUUUAUGUCAAAGACCUGUCAUCUUUUGUAACAAAAAAUGUGAAAGAAAUUGAACAUGUCAUGAAUGUUGGCAAUCAAAAUCGAUCUGUUGGUGCCACAAACAUGAAUGAACACAGCUCGCGUUCCCAUGCCAUCUUUGUUAUAACAGUUGAGUGUAGUGAAGUUGGACUUGAUGGCGAGAACCAUAUUCGUGUUGGAAAGUUGAAUUUAGUAGAUCUUGCUGGCAGUGAACGACAGGCUAAAACUGGAGCCCAAGGAGACCGGUUAAAAGAAGCAACAAAGAUUAACCUUUCUCUCUCAGCAUUGGGUAAUGUGAUAUCUGCACUUGUGGAUGGUAAAAGCACUCACAUUCCCUACAGGGAUUCAAAGCUAACUCGGUUACUUCAGGACUCAUUGGGAGGGAAUGCCAAAACUGUAAUGGUUGCAAAUAUUGGUCCUGCGUCUUAUAACUGUGAAGAGACUCUUACAACACUAAGAUAUGCAAAUCGUGCAAAGAACAUUAAGAAUAAGCCUCGAGUAAAUGAAGAUCCCAAAGAUGCACUUUUGAGGGAGUUCCAAGAAGAGAUAGCUCGGCUGAAAGCUCAGCUGGAGAAACGAGGUGUGGGGAAGCGAAAGAAGAAGAAUCGCAAGAGGCAGGGAGGUGAAGGGGAGGACGAUACAGAGGAAGAUGAUGGAGAAGAUGAUGAAGGGAUUAAAAAUGAACCUGAAUAUUGGAGGGCCCAGCAGGAAAAGCUGGAGAGAGAGAAGCGAGCCAUUUUAGAUGACCAUAGCUUAGUGGCUGAAGAAAAACAGAAGUUACUGCGUGAAAAGGAGAAAAAGAUGGGAGAUGUGCGGAGGGAGAGGGAAGCCUCUGAGGCACUUGCUACCAAGAUUAAGGCUAUGGAAAGCAAGCUUCUAGUUGGAGGGAAAAAUAUUGUUGAUCACACAAAUGAACAGCAGAAGGUUCUGGAACAGAGACGUCAAGAAAUUGCAGAGCAGAAACGACGUGAGCGUGAGAUGCAGCAGCAAAUGGAGACUCAAGAUGAGGAGACUCUGGAGUUAAAGGAGACAUUCAGUUCCCUCCAGCAAGAAGUAGAUUUUAAGACUAAGAAGCUAAAGAAGCUAUAUGCUAAGCUUCAGGCAGUAAAGGCCGAAAUUGAUGACCUGCAAGCAGAACACAUUAAAGAACGGCAACAGUUGGAACAAACUCAGAAUGAACUCACAAGGGAACUCAAACUGAAGCACCUUAUAAUUGAGAACUUCAUACCUUUGGAAGAAAAGAAUAAAAUAAUGAACAGAGCUUGUUUUGAUGAUGAAGAGGACCAAUGGAAGACCCAACCUAUCACACGAAUUGAAGGAAAUCAGCAGAUGAUGAAACGACCUGUAUCAGCAAUUGGAUACAAGCGGCCACUUAGCAGCUAUGCAAAAAUGGCUCUGAUAUCAAGAUCAGACCCUAGGUACAGGGCUGAAAACAUCUUACUAUUAGAACUGGACAUGCCCAGCCGAACUACGCGGGAUUAUGAGGGACCUGCCAUUGCUCCAAAGGUACAGGCUGCACUGGAAGCGGCCCUGCAGGAUGAAGAUGAGAUUCAAGUAGAUGCCUCUACCUUUGACCCUCUUAGAAGUGGCAGUGGUAGAAAAUCUAAAUCCAGCAGGCCUAAAACUGGGAAGAAAAUGGGUCCUUCUUCACCUGGGUCUGGAACCCAGCUCUACCCACAGUCUCGUGGCCUUGUUCCCAAAUAAUUUUGUUCUCAAGAAGAUUAUAUAAUUUGCCAGCCGGGAAACAGCAAGAAGAGAUGAGUAAGCUUCAUCUCCAGGUCUCAUUUGCAUCUGGCCUUUUGCAGAUCAGAAGUAUUAUUUCAGUUGAAAUUAAAGUUAUAUUUGUAUUUUUUUUAGCGUGAACCAUUCCAUUUUUAGACAAAUACUGCACUUGCUCUAUACCCAAUUUAAUUUGACAAAAUUGUCUGUUUCACAAAAUAAUCAAAGUGGAUAGUGCCACUGCUUGCUGCUAUGGAAACACAUUAUCUGAUUAUAUAUAUCUAUCAAAAGAAUACCUCACAUUUUAUGAGGAAGCUUGUUGUAUUUAAAUAUUUCUUAAAACUGAUGAAUAACUUUGUCUUUAAUUUAUUAGGUUUUCUUGUUGAAAAGCAGAAUGUAGAUAGAACAGAUUUGAACAUUUGUUACUAUAUAGUUGAUAUUUUUCAUACACAUUUUUAUUAAUGUUUAAUGUUAAGUACUAAUGAUUUCUUUUCAGGACUGUUAAAUAACAGCUUCCCAGUGGUCUGUCAAAAUAAUACAUGGUUGGUAAUAGUUGUGUACUUGGAUUUGGCUAUUAAACAUCCACCUAAAUUUUAUUAAUAUAGCUCAGCCUUGUAUAAAGAUCGCAGUUUCUCUAAAAUAUGUUUUAAGAAGUACAAAUUUCAAACUUUUAAACAAACUGUAAACAUUGCAGCUGAUUUCAGCAGUGGAGAUGCCAUUACAGAGUAAAUAUGCUUCAACUUUCUAGAAACUCCUGGUAUGAUAUCUAAACUAUUCAAAUGUGGGUUCUGACUAUGAAUAUUAUUUGUAAAUCAACAUAAAACUUGAAAUAAAAUGUAGACAGUCCAAUUUUAAAUUGCCAAGUCAGUGUCUGGCUUAAAAUCUAGCUGGGACAAAAUGUAUCAUGCUAUGAUCACUUCUCUGCUUGUUGAAACGUGAUGUUGUUGCAUAAUUACACAUUUUGUCUUGUUCCAUCAAAUAUUGUUGUGCAGAAAAUUACUGAUAUUACUCAAAAGUAUAAAUUGCUGUGAAAAUGUAUGUUGCAAAUUUUGCGUUUGAGCCUGUUAACACCGUGCCUUUUUUUGAUAAAGUUGCUGAUCAGGAUGUAGCUGAUUAUCUACAUGCAAGUUAUUAGUGAAGAUUUUUAAUACAGAUGAAACUUUACAAAAUACCCCUGUGAAACAUGCAACAGUUUGUGUUUUGAGAUUGUUUUAGUUGGCAUCUUUUGCAUUUUGAAGUUUUAGAAUUGAAAUAGUUGAUUGGUUUGAAGGCGCAUUCUCCAAAUAAGUCCAUAUCGUAGGUCCAAUUUAAAAGUAACAUUAAAAAAUUGCAAUGUGAAAUGAGACAAUUAACGGUUUAAUAGUGCACUGAGGCAAUUAGUGCUAUUAAACCAUAUUUAACAUGAAAAGGAUGUGUUUAAAUUUCUACUUGUGGCAGGACUCCUGGAGAGAAAAGCCUUUUGAAUUGUUUUCUCCAUUAAAAUAGUUGUACUCAUUUUGAAGUGUAUAUUAGAGAUAUUUAAAAUUUAAUAUGACUUUUGACUGGUUUGUCACCAUCUUGGUCUUUUUUGACCAUCUUGUAUUAAUUAUUUUUCUUUCAUCAGGAAGUUAAUGUAGCCCAGCUACAUGUCCCCAUGAUGUGUAGUUUCCUCCUUAUAUAUUUGAUUCCAAGUUUCAACUUGAAAAUGUGGGCCUCCUUAUGCGCAGCGCAAAAUGGCACAUUACAGUCAUGGUCAGGGUAUGUGGAGAAAGUAGGCGUUUAUUUUCCUUUGUGAUUCAAAUGCUGAAAUCACUAGCUGAAUCUAGACAUUUAAAAUUUUAUUUGGCACUGAUUCCAAUGCCUUUAAAAUCUUAUUUGAGCAUUUCAGUAGUUCAUUAUUUUACAAACCUCUUAAGAAAACUGCAUUGAAAUAUAUUCGUAACUUUAGAGGAUUUUGUAUGUGUGAUUACUGUUCCAUUAAUUUUUUGUGUUUUGACUUUACAAAGUCAGCCUCAAUGCAAAAGGCAUUAUUUAUAUAGAGAAGCAGAACUGGAUGUGGUCGAGGAGAGGAGGUUAUGUUUGAAUAAAUAAUGGAAAGAAGGGGAGAACAACCUUGUGCAGCUCAAAUCAUAUUUUUAUCUGUGUUUCAACUUGCAGUAAGGCAGAUGUUUAUGUGACCAAAUUAUCAUCUUAAAUAAUUCUAAUGAAACUUGUUUUCUGUUCUGUGUUUAUUUAAAAUGUUAGCAUAGGCAAUUACAAUUAAUUGGAAGAUGAUUAAUAUUUCUGAAAUGCUUAUUACCAUUUACACUGCUAACAUCGUACAAAAAAGCAUGAGGCAUUAGUGAAUCAGUGGUAUAACAUAACACUAAUGUUUUGAUAAUGUUCAUUUAAUUCUAAACUGCAAACACUAUGAUUAAAUUUAAAGAGAUUUGAGUUAGUAAAUACUCAAGUCAUUAAACUGUCAUUCUUAUUUCCUGCUGGUAAGAAUUCCACAUUCACAGCAACUUCUAUUUUCUGAUUCUCUUAGAACUUUUGUCUCUGGCUACAUUCUGUGUGAAUAAAUAGUAUGCUUGUUACACAUGGUUUCAAAAUCCUCAGUAUUGACUUCCAGCCUAUCAAGGUUUUUUUUUGGUUUACCUCAAAAUUAUGUAGGCUGUUCCAGAAAUAUCCAUUUAAGUUAGAAUAAGAUAAUUAUAAUAUUAGAUGCAAGAAGUAGUCCUUGAAUAUUGAAGCAAAAAUAAAUGGCCAUAAUAUUUGUAAGCACUGCACUUUUGACAAAAUUUCAUUCUAAUACUGAUUUCCCAUGUUAACAUAAUUCUGCAGGAAGGCAAAUUUUUAUGAAAUGCACAUAAGACACAACAAAAUCCUGAAGUGAAAUGUAUAACGAUUUUAAAAGAAAUAUUCAUACAGUGCAGAAUUUUGAGUACCAAAUUUCUACAUUUAAAUUAUCUUUGCAUCUUUUCAUUAUGUAUUUGUUGAAAUUUUAAAAGCUUCCAUUCUGUUUGUAAAUGUAUAAUUACAACAUGCCAUGUAAAUGACCUGUAAUAAACUUUCUGAAACAAUUGCAACUUAAUCUUGAAUUUAUCU
Hypanus sabinus (Atlantic stingray) is the source of this 5473-nucleotide messenger RNA. RefSeq names its product kinesin family member 3B (gene kif3b). The coding region runs from base 152 to 2392 and encodes 746 amino acids. The transcript is spliced from 9 exons. Gene Ontology annotation, molecular function: microtubule binding; ATP binding; microtubule motor activity. Gene Ontology annotation, biological process: microtubule-based movement. The record is from RefSeq and is a predicted model, not a curated record. NCBI's taxonomy places the organism in Eukaryota, Metazoa, Chordata, Chondrichthyes, Myliobatiformes, Dasyatidae.